This is a messenger RNA of Hippoglossus stenolepis (Pacific halibut), 826 nucleotides long. It is a transcript of the gene ppiaa, whose product is annotated as peptidylprolyl isomerase Aa (cyclophilin A). Gene Ontology annotation, molecular function: peptidyl-prolyl cis-trans isomerase activity. Gene Ontology annotation, cellular component: intracellular membrane-bounded organelle. NCBI's taxonomy places the organism in Eukaryota, Metazoa, Chordata, Actinopteri, Pleuronectiformes, Pleuronectidae. Gene Ontology annotation, biological process: protein peptidyl-prolyl isomerization; protein folding. Bases 90 to 584 code for a protein of 164 amino acids. The transcript is spliced from 4 exons. The record is from RefSeq and is a predicted model, not a curated record.
GGUGUGUUAUAUAAUAGGGAUUCGGGCUCCUCCAUCUUUUUCGGGUCCUCGCUCCUCCGGUGUCUCCGCUCCGAACCUCCGCCGCAGACAUGUCCAACCCCAAAGUCUUCUUCGACGUCACCGCCGGCGGCUCUCCCAUCGGCCGGAUCGUGAUGGAGCUCCGUAAAGACGUCGUGCCCAAGACGGCUGAGAACUUCCGCGCCCUGUGCACUAAUGAGAAGGGCUUCGGCUACAAGGGCUGCGUCUUCCACCGCGUCAUCACCGACUUCAUGUGCCAGGGUGGUGACUUCACCAACCACAACGGAACUGGUGGAAAGUCCAUCUAUGGCAACAAGUUUGCUGAUGAGAACUUCACCCUGAAACACACCGGCCCUGGAAUCCUGUCCAUGGCCAACGCCGGCGCCAACACCAAUGGAUCCCAGUUCUUCAUCUGCACAGUGAAAACCACAUGGCUGGAUGGGAAGCACGUGGUGUUCGGCAGCGUGGUGGAAGGAUUAGAUGUGGUGAGGAAGAUGGAGACGUUUGGAUCCUCGAGCGGCAAAACCUCCGUCAAGCUGGCCAUCUCUGACUGUGGGGAGCUCUGAGCACUUCACCCCCUGCUCGUCCUGUAGCCACACCCCUUUAGCCCCUCCCCUCCCAUUCAACAUUCCUAUUGAUGGAGAACCCCCCCCAUGUUCUGUUGGUGUUGAAAUCAAGUUGCUGCAUUUGUGACUUUGCCUUUGAAAGAUUCUUUUGCAUUGAUCAUUUUUUCCACAAAGUCCCAACGGUUUGAUUUUUUUGUUUAGUCAAAAAAUGAGAGAAAAUAAAAGAUGCCUUGACAAUGAAA